UAUUUUAUUUUUAAACGCGCCAGCGGCGGUGCGCGCGCCGGCUGUAAUUUCGCGGUGCUCGCGGCGCACAGGCGCUUACGCACGCCUUACAACAUGGCGGCCGAAUAUCGAGUUGGAAUUUAAAUUUCAUAAACGAAAGUGUUUCAGUGAAGCGAUAAGAUUACAAGCCGUUUUCGAUGGAAAAUCAUUGUCAGGACUUGUUUUCGCGCGCUAUCGACAUUCACGCUCUUAUCGUACAAUAUAAACGGACAUUGAUUUCUCAGUGCUACAAGAGUAUUCGAUGUUUAUAACUUUACAUUAAAGUUAUGACUCUGAGUCAUUAUGUGUUAGAAGAAUUAAAAGGUUUAUGGAUCAAUAAUCCUGUCAAGAUGGUAUGAAUUGAAAAAAAAACCUCAAAGGCGUUACAAGACGUUGCCUAAAAGGAGAGUUGCCGGUAAGGAUCGAGCGCGGCUUCCUCGCGGUCGACCUUACUAACAGGUGAGGCGGCGACGCCACACAGAACAUGAUACUAAGGUUACCGUGCCCUUUUACGCAAACGUCGCUAGCCAGUUUACGACAAGCGCCCGCAUCCGGCCACUCCGCCGGGCCGGCCUGGUGGACCAUGAUGAACGGGGUCGGCGGCGCGCUCUACGAGGAGGCGCACGCGUCGCCCCCCGGCGGCUCGCCACCGGCUGCACCGGCCGCGGCGCCACCCUCCGCCUCCAGCGCCUCGCCGGCCUCGGUCGGCUCCAACCCGCCUCAGCCGCCGCUGCACAUCCCGGCCAAGAGAUACGAGCCCGAACCCGGAGUCAUCAGGCACGCGCAGCAGCCAUGGGGCUAUCCGCCUGACGCGCCGGGCUCCUUUGAGCACCAGUAUCCGAGUGCUCCUACCUACUAUAAUUUACCUGUGGAGAGGGAACGCAAGUCGACAUUGCCAUUCUGGCCAACGGGCAGUGGCGAAUAUAAACCCUACACUGAUGGCGGAUGUCACCAGGGAUUCUCGCAGUCAUGCUGGAAUUAUCCAUACGGAGCUCCCCGCGGCGACCAGCCGCUACCUUAUGUCGGAGGUGAUGAACGUCGGACAGCGGUCUCCGAGGCGUCCGGCUUCUCCUCACAUGAUGCUUAUGGCCUGCGAAAUUACGCACCAGACGCUGUCUCCAGCGCGCCGUACCCGCCUCCAGGCACUCUACCCGGUUCCCUGUCGAUGUCCGUCGGGGUCGGCGUCGGGUGCGGAUCCUCGAACCCAUUGGAUUGGACCGGCCAAGUGACGGUGCGCAAAAAACGCAAACCUUAUUCAAAGUUCCAGACUCUCGAACUAGAGAAAGAGUUCCUCUUUAACGCUUACGUGUCGAAACAGAAAAGGUGGGAGCUCGCGCGAAACCUUAACCUGACGGAGAGACAGGUGAAGAUAUGGUUCCAGAAUAGACGAAUGAAGAACAAGAAGAAUUCGCAGCGACAGGCGGCUCAGGCGGCUCAGAACAACAACAACAAUUCGAACGCGAACAACCAUAACCACCACGGCGGGCACCACCAUGCGCCGCACCACGUUGCGCUGCACCACCCUCCGCCCUCCAAACACCAUCAGUGACCCGCGCCUUUCUCUGGGACUUACCCCCUUCAUCACGGUAUAGCAAGUUAAACGCGUUGCGUGAUCUACUGGAAAGGAGAAGUUCCAUAGGACUCAAGUGUGGAAUGUGGUCGUACUUAAAGGAUUGAAUUAACGUCCAAUGUUUGUUACCCCGUAGACUAGAGAGACGUUGUAUCGGCUGUACCGUAGUUGGUUGAAGUGCGGACGCUUUGUCGGUUCCUCGGCGCCGGCCGCGCCUCGAGUCCCAGAGAAUCUCACGCUAAGGUAAAAUGAUGUGUUGUCGAUUUGUGUAUAGUAUUAAUUAUGUUCUUGUAAUUUUAACGAGACUAAGUGAAUAGAUAUCGAUUCCUGAUAUGAAUAAUGUCUAGUAAUAGCGCUAAUUAUGUAUUUGAAAUUUAUUUAAGUACGAAUUACAAAAUAUUAAAGACGUCACCGAUGGAUAAAUAGUUUCUAGAUAGUUUAUUGAAAAUAAAUUUUGUAAAAUAUUUUGUGAGACUGCUUAUUGUUGUAUUCGUAUCGCUGUUCAGAGGGUGGACUAGUUUUAAUCAGUUAACUUUUAUUUUCGUUACCAAAUUGUUGAACUACUCGGGUUGCUUUGGUGGCAGUUAUAGAUAUUUCUUCGACGUGUAUAAUAUUUUAUAUAAUUAUAUAGGUGUAAAAGCAGCCGUUAUAGUUAUAGAUACUUACCUAUUACUACCAUCGACGCAUCACAAUUAUCUAUUUAAAUAUAGAUCCAUUAGCAAAAAUAGCAGUCGCUACAAGAUCAAAUAUUUAUUGCUGUUUUAUUUCUUAUCUAAUAAUUCGUAAAUUUUGUUAAUUAAAUUAUGGAUUUCUGACAAAGCUUUAACUCGGUUCCAGUAGAUUUUAUACAUUAAGUUACUGUUAUGACUUUUUUUAAAUAUUGAAGUUGAUGUUAUAAUCAAUUAGGUAAUAUGGGCAAGUGCAUUAAUUUUGUCCUCGUUUAAUCGUAUCACUGUUCGCUUUAGCCUGUCUAUUACUUUUAUUUUUUGUUUUAGUUGAAUAUUUUAUUAUUUAUUUAUACACUUAUAUGCAAUCUGUGAAUUAUCUUGCUCUCCAUUUAACGAUUUAUGCGUUUUAAACAUUGUGUAUUAUUAUUUUGAUUAUAAAUGUAUGUAAUUGACAAAAAAUCAUCCCAGUUUUAAAUAUCAUCUUUGUACUAUUUAGCUACCUACCUAUUUUAUAUCUAUGUACCUACCUAAUAAAUGUUUUAUUGUAAACUUAGUAGUUUACUCGAAUCUAUUUCAUUAUAUCUGUAUUGUCCCGUAAAUAUGAUAGUGAAUAAAAUUAGGUGUUUUUUGUACAAAAUGGCGACCUCGUCUAGGUGACCGAAUUUCUACAUAAAUGAGGACAAGGAAUACCUUGCAUUCUUCCUUAGACGAAUCGGAUAAUGUAAGUGAUUAUAAUAUUUAAAUAUAUUGUAUUGUUAAUAAAUUAUAAUUCCGAAUUUAUUUAUCUCGUUUGUCUGAAAAGCAAAGUUUCUCGCUGAAACCUCAUUUAAAUCGAUACAGUAACUGUAACCUCUGAACAUACAGUAAUUUGCUUUUCAGAUAAACAUUCACAAUGACGUCGCUUACAAUAUUACGGACUGUGUAUUCAACGAUUCAGUAGACACUACACGUAGUACCAUACUUAUCUAAACUAUAUAAUUUUAAUUAAAGGUCUCUUAACUAUUAUUGUACAGAUAAAUUAAUGUAGUUAAUCACGGCAAAAAAUGUGAGGUUUUGUUAAGUAUAAUAAAAUAUAAAUGUGCUCUCGACAGUUUUAUGACGAAUUUAGAAAAGAAUGUACGAAAGGUGAAGAAAUUAAAUACUUCGUCGUGUC
Molecule: messenger RNA, 3409 nt
Organism: Manduca sexta (tobacco hornworm)
Lineage: Eukaryota; Metazoa; Arthropoda; Insecta; Lepidoptera; Sphingidae
Gene: Abd-b
Product: homeobox protein abdominal-B
Exons: 6
Coding region: 503-1567 (354 amino acids)
Biological process (GO): proximal/distal pattern formation; anterior/posterior pattern specification; regulation of transcription by RNA polymerase II
Cellular component (GO): nucleus
Molecular function (GO): RNA polymerase II cis-regulatory region sequence-specific DNA binding; DNA-binding transcription factor activity, RNA polymerase II-specific
Source: RefSeq, a predicted model, not a curated record